Molecule: messenger RNA, 3091 nt
Organism: Scophthalmus maximus (turbot)
Lineage: Eukaryota; Metazoa; Chordata; Actinopteri; Pleuronectiformes; Scophthalmidae
Gene: trpc6a
Product: transient receptor potential cation channel, subfamily C, member 6a
Exons: 13
Coding region: 86-2950 (954 amino acids)
Biological process (GO): calcium ion transmembrane transport; regulation of cytosolic calcium ion concentration; manganese ion transport
Cellular component (GO): cation channel complex; membrane
Molecular function (GO): inositol 1,4,5 trisphosphate binding; store-operated calcium channel activity; protein binding
Source: RefSeq, a predicted model, not a curated record
GAGACGGAGAGAGAGUCAUUCCACAGGCACUUGAUUACUUGCUCAUGAGGCAGGAGCAGACCCUCUAUUGUUGACCACAUCCAGGAUGAACCACAGACCGUCAGCGGUUCAUCAUAACAGCCCGAGGGCCAGGAGCCGUGAUAACCUGUUAAUGUGUGAUGAUUUUGGGGAGGAAAACUGUUGCCCUGGACGAUGCCUCGGCUACAUCAACUCGGAGCAGCUCAUGGCUCGCCUCAGCGCGGUCAAGCGACGCCAGGCUCUUCGUGCUCCUGCCUACAUGUUCUGCGGCCCUUUAGUCAGCCCGACUGAGGUUGAGCAGCGUUUCCUGGAGGCAGCUGAGUACGGCAACAUACCAGAGGUGCGCCGCAUGUUGCUCCAUGUGCCCAACCUGAAUGUCAAUGCUGUGGACUACAUGGGCCAGAAUGCAUUGCAGCUGGCUGUAGCCAAUGAGCAUCUGGAGGUGACGGAGCUGCUGCUGGGGAGGGCUGAUUUGGCCAGAGUGGGUGACGCCCUUCUGUUAGCCAUCAGUAAAGGUUAUGUACGUAUCACAGAGGCGCUGUUGGGUCACCCUGCGUUUAGAGAUGCCAACCGUCUAACUGCGAGCCCUGCUCAGGCUGACAUGUUGGAUGACUUCUACGCUUACGACGAGGAUGGGACGCGGUUCUCUCAUGAUGUGACCCCAGUGAUACUUGCAGCACACUGCCAGGAAUACGAGAUAGUUCACACCCUGCUGAGCAAAGGGGCUCGCAUCGAUCCUCCCCAUGACUACUUCUGCAGCUGCGACUCCUGUAACUACCAGCAGCAGUUUGACUCCUUCAGCCACUCGCGGUCGAGGAUCAACGCCUACAGAGGACUCGCCAGUCCAGCCUACCUCUCCCUGUCCAACGAGGAUCCGGUGCUAGCUGCCCUGGAGCUCAGCAGUGAGCUGGCCAUGUUGGCCAACAUUGAGAAAGAAUUCAAGAAUGACUACUGCCGCCUGUCCAGCCAGUGUAAGGACUACGUGGUGGGCCUGCUGGAUCUGUGUCGCAGCACAGAGGAGGUGGAGGCCAUUCUGAGCGGAGAAACUGACGCUGAGGACACCUACGAUCUGCCGGGUCGCCCCUCCCUCACCAGGCUCAAAUUAGCCAUCAAAUAUGAACUAAAAAAGUUUGUGGCUCAUCCUAACUGCCAGCAGCAGCUGCUCAGUAUCUGGUAUGAGAACCUGCCUGGCCUGAGACAACAGACCACUGCCAUCAAACUGCUGGUGGUGCUGGCGGUGGCUGUAGGAUUGCCUGGGCUGGCGCUGGCCUACUGGAUCGCUCCAUGCAGCAGAGUGGGGAAAAUUAUGCGCAGCCCCUUCAUGAAGUUUGUGGCCCACGCCUCAUCCUUCACAAUUUUCCUGGGUCUUCUCAUCCUGAAUGCUGCCGACCGUUUCGCAGGCACCACCCUGUUGCCAAACAUGACCCACCAUCACCACCCUGCAGGAGGACGCCUACUCAGCUUGGACCCGCUGCUGCUCUACCGCAUGACCAUGACGCCCUUCACAUGGAUGGAGAUCCUCAUCAUUUCAUGGGUCAUGGGCAUGAUCUGGGCUGAAGUGAAGGAGAUCUGGAGUCAAGGACCGGGGGAGUACCUGGUCGAGCCGUGGAACUUCUUGGACUUCGGGAUGCUGGCGAUCUUCCUCGCUUCCUUCUGCUGCCGCUUCUCCGCCCUGAGACAUGCUGACUUGGCCCAGACCUAUGUACACACACAUUACACAACACUGAUUAAUGUCACACUGCCCCCCGAGAUACACUACUUUACACUGGCACGGAUCUACUGGUUGCCGUCAGAUCCGCAGCUGGUGUCCGAGGGCCUGUACGCAGUCGCAGUGGUGCUGAGCUUCUCUCGCAUCGCCUACAUCCUCCCAGCCAACGAGAGCUUCGGCCCGCUGCAGAUCUCUUUAGGGAGAACUGUCAAGGACAUUUUCAAGUUCAUGGUCAUCUUCAUCUUGGUCUUUCUGGCGUUCAUGAUCGGCAUGUUUAACCUGUACUCCUACUACCUGGGGGCGAAGCAGAACGACGCCUUCACCACCCUGGAGGAGAGCUUCAAGACAUUGUUCUGGGCUAUAUUCGGGCUGUCUGAGGUCAGGUCCGUCGUGAUCAACAACGGGCACAAAUUCAUCGAGAACAUCGGCUACGUGCUGUACGGGGUCUACAACGUUACCAUGGUGAUAGUGCUGCUCAACAUGCUCAUCGCCAUGAUCAACAGCUCUUUCCAGGAGAUAGAGGAUGACGCAGAUGUCGAGUGGAAGUUUGCUCGGGCCAAACUCUGGUUCUCCUACUUCGAGGAGGGGAGGACGCUCCCCGUGCCCUUUAACCUGAUGCCCAGUCCGAAAUCGAUGCUGGGACUGGCCACAGGUAUCAAGGCCCUGCUCCUGCACUAUGUGGCAGGACGCGGUGAGGAGAACUCUGACACACAGCUCAACCAGGUACCACACAAUGUUCACACGUGUCAUGCAUUACAAGCAUUAUACGCAGCAUUUGUCCUCCAUCAGCUUGUGCAGCAGUGGCAGCAGCAAGUCCACAGUACUUGGUGGAGCUUUAAAGACAAAAGCCUGAGCACCUCACGGUGGUUUCUGUCCUGCACUGCAGGCUCCACCUUUGACCUGAGGACAAGAAGAAAUGACACAGUUAUGUUCAAUUCAGUUAACCUCAGCUUCAUCUUCCAGCUCGGAGAAGGAAAAAAUUCAGGAUAUGGUGCUUCUGCCAGUCCAACCAGGUAUCAGAAGAUCAUGAAGCGACUUAUAAAACGUUACAUCAUCAAAGCCCGAGCCGACAGAGAGAGUGACGAGAUCACUGAAGGUGAGCUGAAGGAGAUCAAGCAGGACAUCUCCAGCCUGCGAUAUGAGCUGCUAGAGGAGAAAUCCCAGAACAAGGAGACGCUGGAGGGGCUGCUGCGGAGGCUGGGAGAGAUCAGUCCACCGUCAUAAAUUGACUGCAUAUGGAACAUUUAAAGUGCCUGUUCAGCAUCACUCAAUGUAGAUAAAUUAUGAUGAUGUCAAAACUUAUAAUAAUAAAAAGAAUGUAUGUAUGGAAUUAUAUAACAUUAAAAUGUAACUUGCUGAUAUCCA